Ylistrum balloti is the source of this 3545-nucleotide messenger RNA. Its product is annotated as receptor-type tyrosine-protein phosphatase kappa-like. The record is from RefSeq and is a predicted model, not a curated record. Bases 1 to 3534 code for a protein of 1177 amino acids. Gene Ontology annotation, molecular function: protein tyrosine phosphatase activity. NCBI's taxonomy places the organism in Eukaryota, Metazoa, Mollusca, Bivalvia, Pectinida, Pectinidae. The transcript has 30 exons. Gene Ontology annotation, biological process: protein dephosphorylation.
AUGGCGACAAGAGAAGUACCAAACAGAGGCGUAUAUCUGGUCUUGUUCCUGAUGUUCAACACCUGCAGACCAGAAGGUAAUAUAGCUGCUUUUAAGCCUGCUGCGCAAAGUAGCAACUUUUCGACUAAAUGGCUAGCAGGAGCGGCAGUGGAUAAUUGCGCAAGAACAAAUAUACUAUCUAAUUGUUGUACACACACGUCUACAAAGGGGAAUCCUGAGACCGUUUGGUGGCGUGUAGAUAUAGGACAGAUGGGCACCAUUGACACAAUACAAAUAAUUUACAGAGCUGGAUUUGGGGAAAGAUUAGGAGGUUACCACCUUUAUAUAUCUAAUAACACGGAUUCCCCAACAAACGGUGUCCGCUGUUAUGAGGAUACGAGUACUACUGAAACAACGGUACAACUGAAUAUAAUACAUCAGUGCCCGUAUGUUGGCCGGUAUGUUACUGUAUACAACUACAGAAACGUUCCACCACGAUACACCUGGUAUGAUGCUGUAGCUGUGCUGGAGUUAUGUGAGGUUAUAGUUCUUGGAUGUGCAGCAGGCCAUUACGGUGAUGGCAACUGUGAAAAGGAUUGCCCAGAAACUUGUUACGGAGGCAACUGUAACCCGAAAUCUGGCUCCUGCUUUUACUGUUUCCCGAGAAAGUAUGGCAGUGCUUGUGACAUGGAUUGUUCUACGAACUGUAAAGGCAGCCUCUGUAAUAAAGACUCUGGACAUUGUUUAGAAUGCGUUACCGGAAAGUAUGGCAAUAUAUGUGAUCAAGACUGUUCUGCUAACUGUAAGAAUAGCUUGUGUGAGAAGGCCAACGGAAAUUGUUAUGAAUGUAUUCCUGGAAAGUAUGGCGAUACAUGUGACCAAGACUGUUCUGCGCACUGUAAUAAUAACUUGUGCAUGAAGUCCAACGGAUACUGUAUUGGUUGUGUUCAUGGAAAGUAUGGCGAUUUAUGUGAUCAAGACUGUUCAGAUAAGUGUAAUGAUAGCUUGUGUGAGAGGGCCAACGGAAAUUGUUUUGAAUGUAUUCCUGGAAAGUAUGGCGAUACAUGUGACCAAGACUGUUCUGCGUACUGUAAUAAUAACUUGUGCAUGAAGUCCAACGGAUACUGUAUUGAAUGUAUUCCUGGAAAGUAUGGCGAUACAUGUGAUCAAGACUGUUCUGCAGACUGUAAUAAUAACUUGUGCAUGAAAUCCAACGGAUACUGUAUUGGAUGCGUUGAUGGACUUUAUGGGACAAACUGUUCAAUGCCCUGCAACAGCAAUUGUUCCGAGUGUUAUCAACAAAACGGUGAAUGUACAAAAUGCAAGCCGGGUCUCUACGGAAUGAGUUGCAACACGUCGUGUGGCCACUGUAGUAGUUGUAAAAAAGACACUGGUCUGUGUGUGGAUGAAUGUGAUCCUGGAUACCAAGGACCUUACUGUGAAACAAGACAAGAUCAGAGGUCAGAUACUCCUGGAGCGGUAGACACAGGGUCAAUAGUCGGAGCUUUAGUAGGCGUGGUUGUCGUCCUUGUCAUCGCCGCGGUCAUAGUUGUCAUCAUCAGGAGACGGCGACUGAGUGCCAGUAAACAAGACUCCUUCGAUGAUAUAGGUCAUCACAAAGACUACGAUGGGAAUGUGUACGACCAACCAUUAGAGCGAGUAGACUCGCAUGCUGACAGUGGUAUCGCUGAAAGAAACGUCUAUAGCAAUGCUUUAGUGCCUGACGAAAAACCAGACGAACUACCAAACGACUCCGCCAACGUAUACGUCAAUGCUGAAAAUGUGUCUAGGAAAUCAGACAUUGGAGAUAACGUCUACUACAAUUCCGGUCCUGUUGGAUUUCCUGUUUCUGACCUCAAGUCUUUAGUAAUUGCUAAGAUGAAAAACAAGUCAAAAGCCUUCGAGAUUGAAUACAAGUCUAUACCAUAUGGAGCUUUACAUGAGCAUAAAAUUGGAAUGCUUCAACAAAACAAAGCCAAAAAUCGAUUUAAGACCACGUUUCCCUAUGACCAUUCUCGUGUAAUCCUUGGCACAGUUGGGAACGACCCGCACUCAGACUAUAUCAAUGCCAAUUAUAUUGAUAGCGCCACAAAAACUGCAGAAUAUGUCGCUACACAAGGUCCAAGGCCUGGAACUGUUAACGACUUUUGGCGUAUGAUCUGGCAACUUAGGACUGGCAAAAUUGCCAUGUUGACCAAUCUGGUAGAAGGAGCAAAGCCUAAAUGUGAUAAAUACUGGCCAGAUGAGGGAGAACCAAUGUCAACUACACAUUUCAACAUCAUCCUGGAUAGGGAACGAUCUUAUGCCUUUUAUGUCAUCCGGGAUCUUACAGUAACUGAAAAGAAGACGAAGACCGUACGACAAGUACAUCAAUUCCAUUACACCACGUGGCCCGACCAUGGGACACCGGACCCUAAUGAACUUGUUGUAUUCCAUCGUCGCGUGAAGAAUUAUCAGAAUGCCUUAACAGGAAAGAUGGUGGUUCAUUGCAGUGCUGGUAUAGGCAGAACAGGAACAUUCCUUGCUCUCGAUGCUCUUCUGGAUUACGGGAAAGAGUUCGGACGAGUCGACGUCAUGCAUUACAUAAAAACGAUGCGAAAAGACAGGGUCAACAUGGUCCAAACAGCCGAGCAGUACAUAGCUAUACAUCAACUCCUUCUUGAAGCCUUCGACAUGCCGGACACACUUAUUUCUAGAAUGGUGUACAACACGAAACUGAACACUCUCGCCAAUGGCGGCCCAACCAACCAAACAAAGCUCAGAAGGGAGUAUGAGUUGACGCAAACAAUGAAGCCAAAAUACAGCGAAGAUGACUGUAAAGCUGCCUUACUACCAAUGAACAAGACGAAGAAUAAGAGUUCAUCUGUACUUGCAGUGGAUAGGUUCCGUGUCUACCUACGAACAUAUGCAAAUGGUAGGACAGAUUACAUCAAUGCCAUAACGGUGCCUUCCUACACAUCCAAAACUGGGUAUAUCGUCACCCAGACUCCUAUGGAAGACACCGUAGUAGAUCUGUUGACAAUGACAAUGGAUCACGACUGUACAGCUAUUGUCAUCAUAGAUACUGACACUAUUGACUGGCUUCCGGAGAUCGGUGAGAAUAAAACCAUUGGUGACUAUACACUAGAGCACAAAAGGAAAUUGUCCACAAUAGCAAACGUCGAUUUGCUUGAAAUUGAAAUUACCAACAAGGAUAAUGAUUCAAGCACCAAUAUUCGAGUGUUUCACCUAUCCGGUUGGAAUCAAGAGUUAUCAGUCCCUCAGGAUUCGUCAACCUUGCUUCAGUUACUAGAACUUGUCGACAGCAGGCGUAAAUCGGACGACACUAAAACGACGGUUGUCAUGUGCCGAGAUGGGUAUACACAGAGCGGUCUGUUCUGUUGUAUCAGUAGUGCUAGAGACCAAAUGAAGAUUGAUGACGAAGUAGACAUAUUUCAGAUUUCUCGCCAGCUCCUUGCGAGACGUCCGGAAUUCAUUACGUGUUUCGACCAGUACCAGUACUGCUACAAUAUCAUAAGGGACUAUAUGGACACCACGGAUGUGUACAUAAACUGAAACAUCAACGC